CAAAUUGGUAAGUAGAAUAAUAAACUUUCUUCUUAUUUUGGAUCAAAGAGCAAAAAUAUCACGCAAAGCAAGAUAACAAUCCAAUACUAUAAUAAUCUCACUACAAAAUUAUGCAAUUAAGUGAAAUAAAACAGUUAAUUCAAAAGAGAAAAACCAGUUAAAUUCUCAAAACACAAACAAAGAAAAAACAAUGAUUUUUAUGAACUACGUUCAGGGAAAGAAAUUGGUUCCUUGAAAGAUGAAGAUUGCUGAGACUCAAAAUCAGAAUCAGAUUUUUGGAGCUGAUUUUGAUGAUGAUGCUGCUGCUGUUGUUGCUGAUCAGCUUUAGCUUUCUCCAAAUAAGGUUUGAAACCAAUUUGAAUUUUGAAUACUCAAAUAACCAAAAGCUAUUGCUCCUAAAACCACUAUCCCUGACCUAAUUGCAUUCAUCUUCAUAUCUGAUUUCGGAAUUCGAGCCAUACCCUCUUCAAUUCAACAAUCAACAAACACAAAAAUGAUCAAUUUGAAUGUCAAUUGAAUCAAUUGAUUCAUACUAGUGUAUACUGUAUAUAGUGCUAAAAACUUUGAAAAGAUAAAAACGAUGUCGUUUUGACAAUUUUCCAAAUUUGGAACACGUGGACAUCACGUGACUCAUCUUAUGACAUAAAAAAAAGGAAAAAAGAGAAACUUUCUCACUCACUAUUCAUGAAUUUCUGAGCUUAGUUCCUUUCUGGGUUUUUUUUGAGUAAUUUUGUUUUUUCAGGUACUAUAAUCAAUUUUUUUAAUUAAUUUAUGUGUUCACUUAAUUCAAUUUUUAUGUCUUCUGAAAAGUUAGUUUUUACAUGCAUUUUAGGAAUUCAGUUUUUACUAUAAUCAAUUUUUUAAUUAAUUUAUUUGUUCCCUUUAAUUCACUUGUAGUGUUUGUUAUGCUAUGUCUUAUGAAAAGAUUGAGUUUUUACAUGAAUUUUAGGAAUUAGGAUUAUGAAAAUUGGUAUAAGAAUUAGGGGGUUUUGUUUUGUGUUUCUGAGAUAUUCAUGAUUGGGUUGUGAAUAGGGUUGCUGUUUGAUCAUGUUAAUGAAACAUGUGGUCAUGAAUUGUUGGUUACCGUUGUUGAGUUGUGCAAACAAUUGUAUGCUAUUGGCUUCUUCAUCUGUUUUCAGAAGACAGAAGUUUUUUAUAAGAUCUCUUGGAGGUAGCAUUGAUUAUCGCAAGACUGGAAAAAUGCAGUCUGUUGAGGUUGAUGCUGAGAACAUUAUUAGAAUAAUUACUCCUGCCUUAGAUCAAAGUAGACAUAAAGGCCAGGCAGGGAAAAUAGCUGUUAUUGGAGGAUGCCGCGAAUAUACAGGUGCCCCAUAUUUUGCUGCCAUUUCAGCCUUAAAAAUUGGUGCAGAUUUGUCCCAUGUAUUUUGUACAAAAGAUGCUGCUCCUGUCAUCAAAAGCUACAGUCCUGAGUUGAUUGUGCACCCUGUUUUGGAAGAAUCAUAUAGUGUCAGGGAGGAGGACAAGAAAAUCAUAGCAAACAAAGUUCUUGGUGAAGUUGACAAAUGGUUAGAAAGAUUUGACUGUCUAGUCGUUGGUCCAGGCCUUGGAAGAGAUCUGUUUCUUCUGGACUGUGUGAGUGAAAUCAUCAGGCAUGCAAGAAAGUCAAACAUCCCAAUUGUGAUAGAUGGGGAUGGGCUUUUUCUUGUUACAAAUCAUCUUGAACUUGUUAGUGGCUAUGCCUUAGCUGUUCUAACCCCAAAUGUCAAUGAAUAUAAGCGACUUGUACAGAAAGUACUGAGUUCUGAAGUAAAUAACGAUGAUGCUACUCAGCAAGUGCUAUCUCUUGCCAAACAAAUCGGUGGUGUUACUAUCCUCAGAAAAGGAAAAUCUGAUCUAAUAAGCGAUGGCGACACAGUUAAAUCAGUAAGUAUCUAUGGUUCUCCUAGACGCUGUGGCGGCCAAGGUGAUAUCCUUUCUGGAAGUGUUGCUGUCUUUUUGUCAUGGGCACGACAACAUAUUGAAGCUGCUGAUCUAGAUUCAAAUCCAGCGGUGAUAGGAUCCAUUGCUGGCUCUGCAAUGAUGAGGAAGGCAGCUUCCCUUGCUUUCUCAAAUAAGAAAAGAUCAACUGUCACUGGUGACAUCAUUGAAUGCUUGGGGAAAAGUUUGGAAGAUAUUUGUCCUGCUGGUUCAUGCUCUUUGUAACCUCCAAACACUUGUAUAAAACUUGUCGAGUUACGUGUAUGUUUUGCUUAAAGAAUAAGUUUGAUUUAAUAAAAGUAGUCAUUAGUCAACUAGUCAUGCUGUUUGUGACAUCCAUUCAAUCAAGUCUUGUACAAGCUAAUGUCUUGUGUGGUCAUAACAUGUUACAUGUGAAGUUGGUUGAAGAUGUGAAAGGAUUUGAGGUCGUUGAUGUGUA
This is a messenger RNA of Trifolium pratense (red clover), 2377 nucleotides long. RefSeq names its product ATP-dependent (S)-NAD(P)H-hydrate dehydratase. NCBI's taxonomy places the organism in Eukaryota, Viridiplantae, Streptophyta, Magnoliopsida, Fabales, Fabaceae. The transcript is spliced from 10 exons. The record is from RefSeq and is a predicted model, not a curated record. The coding region runs from base 1048 to 2163 and encodes 371 amino acids. Gene Ontology annotation, molecular function: ATP-dependent NAD(P)H-hydrate dehydratase activity. Gene Ontology annotation, biological process: metabolite repair.